This is a messenger RNA of Liolophura sinensis, 2002 nucleotides long. RefSeq names its product cytochrome P450 2J6-like. The record is from RefSeq and is a predicted model, not a curated record. The coding region runs from base 1 to 1488 and encodes 495 amino acids. The transcript has 4 exons. Gene Ontology annotation, molecular function: heme binding; steroid hydroxylase activity; oxidoreductase activity, acting on paired donors, with incorporation or reduction of molecular oxygen, reduced flavin or flavoprotein as one donor, and incorporation of one atom of oxygen. Lineage: Eukaryota; Metazoa; Mollusca; Polyplacophora; Chitonida; Chitonidae. Gene Ontology annotation, biological process: xenobiotic metabolic process. Gene Ontology annotation, cellular component: cytoplasm; intracellular membrane-bounded organelle.
AUGUGGUACGACGUCCUGUGCACGAACGUGGCGGCGGUGGCCGUCGUCGUGCUCGUCCUACUGGUCUUCUUCCUCCGAUCCACUUCCCGUCCUGCCCACCAACCCCCAGGACCCACGCCCUGGCCCGUCAUCGGUAACUUCCCCAGCCUACGGGGAGACCUGUUCACCGCCCUACAGAAGCUCCGUUCUCAGUAUGGGGACAUCUACCUCCUGUACAUGGGCAGUAAGCCGGCAGUCUUCGUUCAUGGCCGCGAAAACCUGCAGGAGGUGCUAGUGACCAGGGGGGACGAGUUUGCAGAUCGGCCCAAACUGCUGUUCUCUGAGACUCUAUCUAAAGGAAAGGGUGUGGGCUGUGCGUCAGGUGAACCUUGGAAAGAGCAAAGACGGUUCGCCCUGCAAACUUUAAGGGAUUUCGGCUUCGGCAAAGUGAGUUUGGAGGGUAGAGUGAUUGAGGAAAUCGAAGUCCUUGUGGAAUGUCUGACAAGCACGAAGGAGUCCACAUUUCCCAUCGGUAAACUGAUUCACACGUCUGUGGGAAAUGUAAUCUGCUCUCUGGUGUUCGGAGAUCGUUUCCAACAUGAUGACCCCAAGUUUGUGGCCUACAUGAGCUCAAUCGAAAAAAACUUCGAGGACGUUGGAUUUGCAGGUCCACUAAACUUUAUUCCAUGGUUGAAAUACUUGCCCGGAGACUUCUUUAAUUUUAAAAAGGUUAUGAAUAACGUAGAGGUGUUGGAAAGUUUUACAAGCGAUCAGAUCCAACACCACAAAGACACAUUUAAUCCGGAUGAGCCUCGGGAUUUCAUCGACGCCUACUUGUCUGAGAUGUAUAAAGCUCAAGAAAAAAACCCACACACGACAUUUGAGGAUGAACAACUUCUCAAGGUCAUUGGUGAUUUGUUUGUUGCUGGCACUGAAACUACAUCGACAACUCUCCAGUGGGCGUUGUUGUACAUGAUAAACUACCCGGCUGUUCAGACCAAAGUUCGGGCGGAGAUUCAUUCUGUUAUCGGAAGAGGCAGGUUUCCGACUAUGGCCGACCGCAAACACAUGCCUUACAUGGAAGCCACUCUGAUGGAGGUACAGCGAUGUGCAGAUAUCACGCCAUUAAGCGUACCACACGCAGCGUCACAGGACACCUCUUUAGCGGGGUAUGCAAUCCCCAAAGGCACCAUCAUCAUGACCCCCUUAAUCAGCUUACACAAGGACCCACAGGUGUGGAAAGAUCCCGAAGUCUUUGAUCCCAGCCGAUUCCUGGAUUCUGAUGGAAAUAUUGUCAAGUCUGAUAACUUGUUGCCAUUUUCCGCAGGUAAGCGAGUGUGCUUGGGAGAGAGCUUGGCCAGGAUGGAGUUGUUCCUAUUCCUGACUUCCAUGCUGCAGAGGUUUGUCUUCAAAGCCCCGGAGGGUGUGACGUCCUUGUCUGAAAAGGCUGUUAUAGGCAUUACCCGGCAACCCCCAGCGUAUAAUCUUAGGGCUAUCAUGGCCGUCUGAAAGGAAUGUCAUUGGGCAGUCUUUUGUAGUAGCCUGUUGUGUAACAACAAAGAGCAGUCCACGUAUUUACGACGAGAGGAGGAAAGGCAGAGCUGCCUACCUCUGAUGAAUCAAAUGUGUAAUGAAAUCUGAUUUUUAUGUGUAAAAAAUUCACCGUUUGAGUGUAUUUCUUUUUACAAUAUAUAAACACCCCUUUUCACACUUGGAUAAGCAUACACCAGAAUGAGCCUAAAGGCUUUUUGGUCAGAUCAAGCCAACCAUGCUGGAUUUAUUUUUUACUGAUUUGUUGUUAACGUCCUCCUCAUGAUUAUUUCAUUGGUGACGGCUUUUCCAGAGUCGGUGGGAGGAAAACCAAGAAUUUACACACGUCCCUGGUGACCUUGCCACUCACCGGUAAAUGUAUUUGCCCUCACAGUUUUAUCCUUCUUGAUCCUGGAUCCCCAGACAACUUUAUCGGGAUCAAUCUUUGGUAAACACGCUGCGCAAUCCAUAUACUAAGACUGGAGAUGACAAG